This is a messenger RNA of Oncorhynchus mykiss (rainbow trout), 2270 nucleotides long. NCBI's taxonomy places the organism in Eukaryota, Metazoa, Chordata, Actinopteri, Salmoniformes, Salmonidae. The record is from RefSeq and is a predicted model, not a curated record.
ACAGAGGAAAGAUUUUUUUUUUUAUCACCGACACUCUCUACCCCUGUAGUCGACAACAGUGCUCUACCGGCGGUUGGAGGAGCCAGGUAGACCCGUCGGGCGACUGGUAACCUUGGAGGCACGCCAAACCACCCAGGAGGAGGGAAGAGGGGUGGAAGGAUGACUGUUUCCCUGAUCUGACAGAAGACAUUUAUUCGGUGAAUGAGCGGAGGGCACAGUAUUGACGCAAUACCGCAGGUGAGUAACCAUGGAAUCCACACACCUCCUGGACGGCUCCAAGAAACGGGUGAAGAUCCACCCUCACACCGUCACCGCCAAGUACGCCCCACACACACCCCACACACACACACACUUCCCCCAGCCCGGAGACGAGGGGUACGAUGACGCGCCCUCCUUCGAGGACUUCGGCUCCUUCCUGGAGGAGACCUCGGACAAGAAACAGCUGACAGGAGCCAGGAAGUGGACAGGAAAGGCCGGCGCUCUGUUUGGAGGGAAGGACAAAAAUAAAGACACACCCCCUAGACCUCCCAUGGGGGGAGGGGAGGGGGGGGUGGAGGGAGGAGGGAAGGGUGCAGGGGGGGGAGUAGGGGAGCAGCUAGCGAGUUUCAGCGAAGCGUCUGUCUCUGCUUCUCGGCUCACGUGGGCCAGUGUGGUCUUGGCGGGGCUGGCUCACGGCUGUGUGUGUGUUCUGACGCGCCUGGCCGCCUCACGCUUUAACCUCCCACCCUUAACUCUCCUCUUGGUACGAUCCAUCCUCCAGCUGCUCUAUGGGACUGUACCAAUGAAACGGGCGGAGACGGCCUUUGGCUCAAAGGGCUAUCGGCGGAAGCUGCUCCUGUACGGUCUGACUCACUCCUUCUCCCUCUGCUGCGCUUACUCGUCCUUAUCUUUCGUCUCCCUCGGCGACGACGAAGCCAUGUUGACAACCUGGCGCCUGGCGACCACCGUCCUAUCGGCCACUCUGGCGUUGUUGCUCCUGGACGAGCGGCUGGGAUUGGUGGACCUGGUCACCGUAGCGACAGGCGUGUUAGGACUGGGUCUGGCGCUCGUUCCUAACCCAACAGGGCUGGAUGAGAACAACAAUGGGACCGGGUCAGGAAUGCCCAAUGGGGGGAUACCCAAUGGGGGGACACCCAAUGGGGGGAUACCCAAUGGGGGGACACCCAAUGGGGCGACACCGGCACAACAAUCGGCCCAGUUCUGGCGGGAAGCGUUUGGUUGGUCCCUGACUGUUCUCGCAGGACUAUGGAUGUCUCUGGCUCUAGUCAUGUACCGCUCUCUGAAGGAGCGGGUCAGUGUCGGCACAGCUCUGUUCACUGUCAGUUGGACCGGCUGUCUGAGCACCGCAGUCUCCAUGCUUCUCCUCCGACAGGGGCCAGUGUGGCCGGCCAGUCUCCAGGCUUGGUGCAUCGUCCUGGGGGUAGCUGUGUGCUCUGCUGGGGGGUUCGUGGGGGUGACCCAUGGCCUCACCCGACUUCACCCAGCUUUGGUGUCAGCUACACAGGGUCUGGAAGUACCGGUCGCUAUGGUGCUGGAGAUCGCUGUUGUGCCAUUGGUUCCCUCAGUGUGUGAGGUCAUAGGGGGUGUGGUGGUGGUGGUGAGCGUGGGUUGGCUUGUUACAGUGAAGCUCCUCCCCUCUCGAGGAAGUGGGAGGAAACAGAGAGAAGAGUACGAAGAGAUCCUGGACUCGCCAAUUAAAUAACACACACACACACAUGCACACGCACACACACACACAAAAGCACAUGCAAGGGGGACAUGCUCGCACAAAGAUUCUGGACUUGCCAAUCAAAUAGACCACUCCCCUUCUAUCUAUGUUUCUGUCUAUCUCUCUUUUCCCAGGGGUUUUGUGCUCUCUCUCUCUCUCUCUCUCUCUCUCUCUCUCUCUCUCUCUCUCUCCCGCUCUCUCUCUCGCUCGCUCGCUCUCCCCCCCUCUCUCUCUUGCCCUCGCUCUCUCUUUCUGAGGUCAGUAUGUUUUUAAGAGGACUCUAUGGUGAAUGUUAAUGCUUGAGCUAAAAUAGCUGUCUUUAACCACAGAUCCAGAAUCAGAUACACCAACUCCAAUCCUUACCUUAACCAUUAGGAGGUGUCAAAAUAUCUGACCCUGUAUCAGUGGUUAGGGAAAACAUCUACCUACUCCAAUGUGAAUAGUAAAUAUAUCUAUUUUGUAUUGCAGUUGUUGUAAAGUUCCAAUACUGUGGUGUCUUACUGGCUAUUGUGAUAGUGUGAUGUCAUAUUAAAACCUCUGUGUUACUGUGAUUUGCUCUCUC